Messenger RNA from Suncus etruscus (white-toothed pygmy shrew), 3706 nucleotides. RefSeq names its product nucleoporin 58 (gene NUP58). Gene Ontology annotation, biological process: nucleocytoplasmic transport. Gene Ontology annotation, cellular component: nuclear pore. Gene Ontology annotation, molecular function: structural constituent of nuclear pore. The transcript is spliced from 16 exons. The record is from RefSeq and is a predicted model, not a curated record. Bases 31 to 1824 code for a protein of 597 amino acids. NCBI's taxonomy places the organism in Eukaryota, Metazoa, Chordata, Mammalia, Eulipotyphla, Soricidae.
UCGCGCUGAACGAGCUGCACCGAGGCAGCCAUGUCCACGGGGUUCUCCUUCGGCACCGGCACUCUGGGCUCCGGCACGGUGGCCGCCGGCGGGAGCGCCGCUGGCGGCGGCUUCUCGUUCGGAACCGGGGCGUCGAGCACCCCUUCCUUGGGACUCAACUUUGGAAAUCUUGGGAACUCUGCAACUCCAGCAACUACAUCUGCAGCCUCAGGGUUUGGAAAUGUGCUCUUUGGAUCUAAACCUACCACUGGGUUCACUCUUGGAACAAAUACAGGAAUAGCAACAACUAUAUCUUCAGGAUUAACACUGGGAACUCCAGCCACUACAUCUGCCAAUCUUACUGGUUUCAGUUUAGGUUUCAACAAGCCUGCAGCAUCUGCAACACCAUUUCCUCUACCUAUUACUUCUACCUCAGCUGGCGGUCUUAGUCUUUCAUCUUCUCUGACAUCUACUCCAGCAGCAUCCACAGGAUUUACUCUAAAUAACUUGGGUGGACCAGUGGCUACGACUACUACUGCAUCAACAGGCCUUUCUUUAGGGGUUGCCUUACCUGGUUUGGGAAGUUCACUUUUCCAGAAUCCAAAUACAGCAACAUCGGGACUUGAACAGAAUGCAUUAGGCUUGACUUUGGGAACUACAGCAGCUACUUCAGCUGCAGGCAAUGAAGGUCUUGGUGGCAUAGAUUUUAGUAGCUCAUCAGAUAAAAAGAGUGAUAAGACAGGAACAAGACCAGAGGAUAGUAAAGCACUGAAGGAUGAAAAUCUGCCUCAACUUAUCUGCCAGGAUGUUGAAAAUCUCCAGAAAUUUGUGAAGGAACAAAAACAAGUACAAGAAGAAAUUAGUAGAAUGUCUUCAAAAGCAAUGCUUAAAGUACAAGAAGAUAUUAAAGCUCUGAAACAGCUUUUGUCAUUGGCUGCCAGUGGAUUACAGAGAAAUACUCUCAAUAUCGACAAAUUAAAAAUAGAAACUGCUCAGGAGUUAAAGAAUGCUGAAAUAGCUUUAAGAACCCAGAAAACACCACCUGGACUUCAACAUGAAAACACAGCCCCAGCUGACUACUUCAGAGUUUUGGUUCAGCAGUUUGAAGUACAGCUUCAACAGUAUAGACAGCAGAUUGAAGAACUAGAAAACCAUCUGGCCAUUCAAGCUAAUAAUUCACAUAUAACCCCUCCAGAUUUGUCAAUGGCUAUGCAGAAAAUAUAUCAAACAUUUGUAGCUUUAGCAGCACAACUUCAGUCUAUUCAUGAAAAUGUGAAGGUACUCAAAGACCAGUACCUUGGCUACAGGAAAACGCUUUUGGGAGAUGCUGUAGAUGUGUUUGAAGCCAGGCGAGCAGAAACAAAGAAGUGGCAGAAUGCACCCAGAGUCACUACUGGUCCCACCCCUUUCAGCAACAUGCCAAAUGCAGCAGCCGUUGCCAUGGCUGCGACACUUACACAGCAGCAACAGCCUGCUCCAGGGCCACAGCCAUCUCUGGGAGUUAGUUUUGGAACGCCUUUCGGCUCAGGUAUUGGCACUGGCUUGCAAUCAAGUGGCUUAGGUUCUUCGAACCUUGGAGGAUUUGGAACUAGCUCUGGUUUUGGAUGCAGCACCACAGGGGCCUCUACAUUUGGAUUUGGAACAACAAAUAAAUCCUCAGGAAGUCUUAGUGCAGGCUUUGGCAGCUCAAGUACAUCUGGGUUUAACUUCAGCAAUCCUGGCAUCACGGCAUCUGCUGGUUUGACAUUUGGGGUGUCCAAUCCUGCCUCUGCAGGUUUUGGAACAGGAGGAACACCCAUUCAAUUGAAGAAACCUCCAGCUGGAAACAAAAGAGGAAAAAGAUAGACAUAUGGGUUGAUAUUCAGAAAAUCCAUAGCAGCAUGUCAUUCUGAGUCUAUUUUUCUAAAAUUGAUGCAAUAGUGAAAUUGCGUUCCAGGCAAAGUUUUGAUAUUGUCCCCUACUCUGGAAUCUGAGCUUUAUUGUUUGCCACGCUAAACAUCUUUUUGUGUGUGUGUGAAUUUAAAACCUAGUUGUGUACUAUUUGUUAUUUUCCAUUGUAAAAAAUGUUACAUUACUGAUUGAUAAAAUUGUUUAAUCUAACUGUUAAUAAUUGUUUUGUUGAAAAAGUUUACAUUAUGUGAAUAUAUGCACAUGUUUCGUAUACCGAUGGUGUGAACUCUAGGGCCUAUACUAGAAUCAUUUUUUUCCUUGUAAAGGCCUUUUGAACUACACUGCAGGGCAUCUUGUGAAUGAAUAUGUAAGUCUAUAAAAUGUUCUGCACACAAUUGUGUGCGUAUAGAAUAUAUAUUUACAAAUCUACAAUUGUUGCCUCAAGACUGUUUCCCUUUUCUAAGGGUAUUCCAUUUUUCACCUUUUGAGCUUCGAAUCCUCAGUGCUUGUAAUAUAAUGAGCUAGAGGUACCAGGUCAUUGCAGUUGACUUUGCUGCUAGAGUAAAGUAUUUGACCAACUGAACUUCAUUACCACUAGAUUUCCCCUUUUUUAUUUCCACCUCAAUCUUCGCAGCUACUCCAAAUGAUAAAUGCUGCAAAACUCAAUAGAUUUAUAACAACUUUUUAUUCUGUAUAUCCUCAUAUUAUGUAUAUGAGAUGUUUUUGCAUAUUAGAGAUGGACCUUUAAGAGCAUAUUUGAACUCCAGACUAAUGUUCUGGGGGCAAAGAGCUAUUAAGCCAAAUUGAUUCUAUGCAGGUAAAGGAUGCACUAUUAAUUCAGUGGAAACUUUUCUAACUGUUCCAAUACAGAGUUCUUUCUUAUAGGGCUAUUAAUAGUGACACCAAAUGGAGUGGCUUAUUAGCCUCUUAAUGCUUAAGUAAGUGCUUAAUUUGGAAUAGAGAAACAAUAUAUUUUAAGAAAAAGUAGUAUUCUUUGUAGCAACUAUAACCUAUCCCAUUUCACACAGAACAGAGCUCCAGGUAAUAACACAUAGGCAUGCCAGAUUAUAUCUGUGUGGUAUUUGUCUGUAUUACUGUUAGUGACAUAGAGUGGGUGGGAAAAUGAGCCUUUGGACAGAGAGCUGCCUUAGCCAUGGUUUGGGACAGAAACUUUAAACAGGUAGACCUAUUUAUCUGAAAAAGUACAGUUUUCAGAUGAGAUUGUGAGCAUGGAAUUUCAUUGAAAAUAGUUAAAACAUUUUAUAUAAAGUUUUGUACAUGAUGUGCAUCAAGUAGAUAUUUUUCACCAAGGCACCCUUUCUUCUAAAAUAGAUGUUAUAUUUAUUUGCACACACAUAUUUUAGUAUAAUGUUAAUUGGGUUUGAUUAUAAAAGUGUCAUCAAAUUACUAUAUUUACCUAUGAUUGGCUUUUUGGAGUUGAAACUUUUGCAUCCCGAUGAUGCAUUAAAAUGAGGAAAAUGCUUUGUUUCUGAGCACUAAACCUUUUUAAUUUUUGCAUAUUUCAAUACUGUAAUCCCCACAUGCAGAUUUCAAGGGAGGAUAGGAAGAUGUGUGCUUUCUGUUGUGAGCGUGUUUACGUGCCAGAAUGAAAUACUCAAUGACCAUAAACUCUUUUUAAAAAAUGUAAUUGCUUUGUGCCACAGAAAUGAGUAUUUUUGUUUUUCUUUAUAUAUUUUACAUUCACUAUGCUAAAACACUGAAAGUCUGUAAUAGCAGUUUGUGAUAGGAGUGUAAGUGUUUUGUCAUUGUCUGUUGUCUUCACUUUGUUCAGGGUGUAUCAUUAUGUAAACAAUAAAUUGUGACUGUUGAAUUGUUA